ACAAGAAGAGUUGGUGUUCUUGCGUCGUCCUCGCUGUGAUCGAGCGGCCGGGAGGGAUGGCAUCCGCCAUGACCGGCCAGACUUCGUCUCUCAAGCGGCGGGAUACAACGGCCGCGACGGCGGGGCCGAGGGAGGGGGAUCAGCUUAUCGUCACCCCGUUGGGGGCGGGCAGUGAGGUGGGCAGGUCCUGCGUCUACAUGUCCUACAGAGGAAAGAUCGUCUUGUUUGAUUGUGGGAUUCAUCCGGCCUACUCUGGGAUGGCUGCACUGCCUUAUUUCGACGAGAUUGAUCCCUCGACUAUUGAUGUGCUUCUCGUCACACAUUUUCAUCUUGAUCAUGCUGCAUCGCUUCCAUACUUCUUGGAAAAGACUACGUUUAAAGGUCGGGUUUUCAUGACUCAUGCUACAAAGGCUAUUUACAAGCUUCUUUUGUCGGACUAUGUCAAAGUGAGCAAAGUUUCAGUUGAGGAUAUGCUCUAUGAUGAGCAAGACAUACUUCGCACGAUGGAUAAAAUUGAGGUUAUUGAUUUUCAUCAGACUGUGGAAGUAAAUGGGAUUCGCUUUUGGUGCUACACUGCUGGUCAUGUCCUAGGCGCUGCCAUGUUCAUGGUUGACAUUGCUGGUGUCCGGGUGCUCUACACUGGAGACUACUCCCGUGAGGAAGAUCGCCAUCUCCGUGCUGCUGAAAUCCCCCAGUUCUCACCGGACAUCUGUAUCAUUGAGUCCACAUAUGGCGUGCAGCUCCACCAGCCCCGCCUUAUACGGGAGAAACGAUUUACGGAUGUCAUCCACUCGACAAUCUCUCAAGGCGGUCGUGUGCUCAUCCCUGCUUUUGCUCUUGGCAGAGCCCAAGAGUUGCUCCUUAUCCUUGAUGAGUAUUGGUCGAACCACCCUGAGUUCCAUAACAUUCCGAUAUAUUAUGCCUCUCCCCUUGCCAAAAGGUGCAUGGCUGUCUAUCAGACCUACAUAAAUGCAAUGAAUGAGAGGAUCAGGAACCAAUUUGCAAAUUCGAACCCCUUUGACUUCAAGCACAUUUCUCCAUUGAAGAGCAUAGAGAAUUUUGAUGAUGUUGGUCCCUCAGUUGUGAUGGCAAGUCCAGGUAGCUUACAAAGUGGUCUCUCGAGGCAACUAUUUGAUAAAUGGUGCUCAGAUAAGAAAAAUGCUUGUGUGCUUCCUGGGUAUGUAGUGGAGGGUACUCUCGCCAAAACUAUCCUCAAUGAGCCCAAAGAAGUCACCCUCAUGAAUGGUCUCACUGCUCCUCUUAACAUGCAAGUAUACUACAACUCUUUUUCAGCUCAUGCAGACUUUGCACAGACAAGUGCUUUUUUAAAUGAGCUUAUGCCACCAAACAUAAUUCUUGUACAUGGAGAAGCCAAUGAGAUGGGAAGGCUUAAGCAGAAGCUUAUAGGCCAAUUUGCGGAUAAAAAUACAAAAAUCAUGACACCUAAGAAUUGCCAAUCAGUAGAGUUGUACUUCACUUCUGAGAAGAUGGCUAAAACUAUUGGAAGGCUAGCUGAGAAGACACCAGAAGUAGGAGAAACAGUUAGUGGCUUACUUGUCAAGAAGGGUUUUACAUAUCAGAUAAUGGCACCGGAUGAUCUUCAUGUCUUCUCUCAGCUUUCUACUGCAAACAUUACCCAGAGGAUAUCCAUCCCUUAUUCUGGUGCUUUUUCAGUUAUAAAGCAUAGGCUGAAGCAAAUAUAUGAAAGCGUUGAGGCUCCUAUAGAAGAGCCUGAUGUACCUACAUUGAUUGUGCAUGACAGAGUGACAAUACGGCAGGAAACGGAGAAAUAUGUGACAAUGCAGUGGCCAUCUGACCCAAUUAGCGAUAUGGUAUCUGACUCUGUGGUUGCUAUGAUCUUGAACAUCAGCCGAGAAGGUCCAAAGGUAACAGCUGUUGCAGAAGCUGAGAAGACACAAGAAGAGAUGGAGAAAAUGGCCCAUAAAGUCAUCUACAGUUUACUGGUUUCCCUUUUUGGGGACGUCAAGGUUGGAGAGGAAGGAAAGUUGAUUGUCACUGUUGAUGGGGACGUCGCACGGCUGGAUGGAAAGAAUGGUGAAGUAGAGUGUGAUAACGAGGGUUUAAAGGAGAGGGUGAAAACAGCAUUCCGGCGGAUCCAGAGUGCUGUGAGGCCUAUCCCACUUUCAGCAUCCUGAUUCAUCUUGUUAAGGAAUGACGGUUCAAAGGAGAGGGUGGAAACAGCAUUUCGGCGGAUAGAGUACUGUGAGGCCUAUCCCACUUUCAGCAUCCUGAUGCAUAUUGUCAAAGAAACUCUGAGCUCACCAUGUUCCGUGCAAUAGUCUCAGAUGUACUGUUAGAAUCCAUCCUGAUGCAUAUUGUCAAAGAAACUCUGAGCUGACCAUGUUCCGUGCAAUAGUCUCAGAUAUACUGUUAGAAUCCAUUAUCGUUAUUGUAACAUUAUUGUUUCUGAGUUUCCUUAUAUGACAUUUGACAGUAUUUUUCAUCGUCGCUAACCUUUUGGUU
Messenger RNA from Musa acuminata subsp. malaccensis (wild Malaysian banana), 2484 nucleotides. RefSeq names its product cleavage and polyadenylation specificity factor subunit 3-I. Gene Ontology annotation, cellular component: mRNA cleavage and polyadenylation specificity factor complex. Gene Ontology annotation, molecular function: RNA endonuclease activity; RNA binding; 5'-3' RNA exonuclease activity. Gene Ontology annotation, biological process: mRNA 3'-end processing by stem-loop binding and cleavage. The record is from RefSeq and is a predicted model, not a curated record. NCBI's taxonomy places the organism in Eukaryota, Viridiplantae, Streptophyta, Magnoliopsida, Zingiberales, Musaceae.